AUGUCAUCAUUACCUUUUAUUCCAAAUGAAGGUGAUACUCUAGAUACUAUAUUUGUUACAGUGUCGUCUAGUUUCACUCUGGUCGGCUGUUGUUUUAUUAUAUUUAGUUAUAUCUAUUUCAAAGAGCUUAGAGAGUUCAAUCUAAAGUUGGUUUUCAUUCUAACGCUCAAUGAUCUCGUAAUUUCACUUAUAUUCUUAAUCAGCACGCAUAUCAGUAGAUCGUACUCAGAGAUCGUACGAGAAGCACUUCCUUUCAUAUGUAGUGUGCCCGAUACACUACUUCACUAUUUCUUUAUAUCCUCGUUCUUUUGGAGUGUAGCAAUUGCUCAUACAUUACUUCAAGUAAUUGCAUAUAAUAAUAUGAAUGUUGAAUCUGUAUAUUAUAAAUUCUAUCAUAUGGUUGCAUGGGGUAUACCUUUCCUCUUGAUAUUCAGCUUAUUCCUAACUCGAUCACUACGACAUGCCGAUUGUAGUCGUUUUGAUUCAUUGUAUCCACAUCUUUUGUUCUUUAUUCCGCUUCUGGUGGCACUGCUCUACAAUGUGGUGGUUUGUGUAAUCGUCACUCGAAAACUCAAGAAAGAUUACAGUCAUUACAAAGCACACUCUCUGAAGGAUACGAGCAUUGCAGGCAUCGCAAAGACUAGUAGUGCGAGCAGCAUUGUUUCAUCGUCGUUCAACGAAUUCGUAAAGAUUGUAGGAACACCAAAAAUCGUUAGAACAUCACUGCUUUUCUUGAUAUCGUUUGCAUUCUGCUGGCUCUGGUCACUGGUUGUCGUGGUGCUUAUCAUCGUCAAUCCGCUUGGUUGGCACGACAGCCCAACGAUGACAUUCUUCCUUCGCAUGUCAUACAUAUUCACACCGCUUCAAGGAUUCCUAAACUCACUAAUCUACGGUCUACACGAAGAUCUCUGGAUCAAGAUGAAAGAAUCCAUGAGAAACCGAUGGAACUAUUGGGUCGACCCAAACAAUCACUACAUUGACGAGUACAAUCCCGAGCAACCUUCAUUCAACUACGAAACCUAUUACGAGGAGUAUUCAGAUAUACAUAGAAGUGCGAGCGGUGGAGAUAUCUUUAUUUUCAACAAUGAUAGUACGACAAUCAAUUAA
Messenger RNA from Heterostelium album PN500, 1107 nucleotides. It is a transcript of the gene crlE, whose product is annotated as G-protein-coupled receptor family protein. Gene Ontology annotation, cellular component: plasma membrane. Gene Ontology annotation, biological process: adenylate cyclase-activating G protein-coupled receptor signaling pathway; cell surface receptor signaling pathway. The coding region runs from base 1 to 1107 and encodes 368 amino acids. The record is from RefSeq and is a predicted model, not a curated record. NCBI's taxonomy places the organism in Eukaryota, Evosea, Eumycetozoa, Acytosteliales, Acytosteliaceae. Gene Ontology annotation, molecular function: G protein-coupled receptor activity. The transcript is spliced from 2 exons.